This is a messenger RNA of Stegodyphus dumicola, 2611 nucleotides long. It is a transcript of the gene Axud1, whose product is annotated as AXIN1 up-regulated 1. Gene Ontology annotation, biological process: regulation of transcription by RNA polymerase II. Gene Ontology annotation, cellular component: nucleus. Gene Ontology annotation, molecular function: DNA-binding transcription factor activity, RNA polymerase II-specific; sequence-specific DNA binding. Lineage: Eukaryota; Metazoa; Arthropoda; Arachnida; Araneae; Eresidae. The record is from RefSeq and is a predicted model, not a curated record.
UGCAAUUUUCAGCCAUAAGGAAUUUUGCAUCUGGCAUGGAAGCUUUGCUAUUGUCUAAUGAUUUCAGUGUUUACGAUUUGUGGGAUUAAUUGCUGUCAGCUUUAUUUUUGUUGUAUGAAUAAUUUUAUUGACUUUUGAAAUUGAAUGAAAUAUUUUCACCUUGCUGUACUUUUUGAAACGGCACAUGAAAUUUUUUAUUUAAAUGAGCGUUUCCUACAUUUUUUGCAAGCCUUUAUCUAAUUCUAUUUAUACUUCAAGCCGUUUUUUCACUAUGACAGGUUCGCUGUUAAAAACACUAUAGAUUCUUUGAGAAAUUGGUACUUCUUGAACAAAUAAUAAAAUUUUUGUUUGAGCUGCAUUUAAAUUUAGGUAUACAUAUUGGUACUUUUCCUGUAAGUGGCCACUACCUGAGAAAGGCAUCAAGAUGUUUUGCCAAAUGAAUUUGUUUGGUAACCUUUGUUUAUAUACUGUUUGCUAAGUGAUGAACUGUAUGUGAAAGUCUACCAUCAUGCCAAAACACAAGCUUGAAGAAAGUUCGUCCAAUGAAACUAGUGGGGCAUAUUCCGAGGAUUGCUGCCUAGACAGUUUGCCGAGUAGUAGUGAUGUGGAUAGAGAUGACACUAGCAACAGUAGCAGUAAAUCUGAACUUAGUUCUGAAGUUCCUAUUACAAGCAUAAAUCAUACAGCUGAGGAAACAUCUGACAUUGAGGAACCACCCAAGAAACGAACAAAAAAGAAAAAUGUUUGUUUUACAAAUGUGACGGUGUACUACUUUCCAAGAACUCAAGGAUUUACGUGUGUUCCAAGUCAAGGAGGAUCUACUCUCGGUAUGGAUCAGAAACAUAGCCAAAUGAAAAUGUUUUCACUCCUUGAGCAUGCUGAGGAACAAAAGAGGGUUCAUCGUGAGCUAAUCAAUCAUCAAAGGAGAUUAGCCAAAUAUCAGUCUUCUACAUCUGAUUCAGAUGAUAGUGAAGAUAUCAGUGAUGUUUCAGAGUCAGAACUUGAAGCUGACAGCUGUUACUUUUUGCAGCCAGUUCCUAUACGACAGAGAAGAGCUCUUCUUCGUGCAUCAGGUGUUCAGAAGAUUGAUUCUUUGGAAAAAGAAGAAUGUCGGGAUAUAAGGUCAUCUCGGGAAUUUUGUGGAUGUGAAUGCAAAAUUUAUUGUGAUCCUGACACAUGUACAUGUAGUCAAGCUGGCAUUAAAUGUCAAGUGGAUCGCUUUUCUUUUCCAUGUGGAUGCAGCCGGGAUGGAUGUGGAAAUACCGCUGGACGGAUUGAAUUCAACCCACUAAGGGUGCGCACUCAUUUCAUUCAUACUCUUAUGAGGCUUGAACUAGAAAAGAAACACGAACAGCAGUUGAUAUGUAAGUCAGAAGCAAGUAACUUUUCUGUUUCUUCUUUGUCAACUUGUGACACAUGCAGCUCACUUUCCUCUGCUUCUGCUGCAUUUACUUCAUGUGUUCCAUCCCCAUCAUAUUUAUCAAUGACAUCUACCUCUUCCAUAGAAAGUAAUAGUUGCAUUGUUAACAGUCCAUUAAAAGAGCAAGUAUCAGCAUUUAUGGCCAUUAGUGAAUCUGAAAAGAAAGCUUCAAACGAAAUAUAUGCUUCUCCUUUCAGUCCACAAGAAAGUUCAUAUUCAGAAAAUUCAGACUAUUCAAGUGAUGAUUUAGAUUCAGAUAUGGAUCCUUCUUCAAAUAAUUCAUCUCUUCAAAGACCUCUUCAGCCAUCUUUGACAGACAGUGUUACACAAACCCAUGACUCCACUCCAAAGUUUUUAAACCAUUUUAAUAAAUCUUGUGCUCAUAAUAGUGAUCUAGGAAUGAGGUGUUAUUAUUCUGCGGACAAUGCAUUUUCAUCAAUUGUGCAGGAAGAUAGUCAUUUUUGUAAUGGCAGCUCUGAAAAUCAGUUUUCUAAUGGGAAUUCAAUCAGUUCAUUAGAAAGGAAUAGUUUUAGAGAUUCACUACCUAGGCAGCAAGAUUUUGAGCAGCAGCAUGUGCAUUCAUCUAUGAAGGAACGUUCACAUGAGUAUAUCCGUCAGCCUACAUCACAGAAACCAGCAGACACUGCAGUGGAGGAAGAGCAGUGUUACACUGACUUGAGUUCUGUCAUUCCCGGGACCAAAAUGGAACUAUUUAAUGGGCUCCUGAAUUCUAAAGUUCAGGAUGUUACUGCCAUAAAACCUGUUAACUUAGAAUCUGAAAAAGUUUAUAGCACUUUAGAUACCUGUCCACUUUCAUUAGGGAGGGAAUCUCAAAAAUGCUGCAUUUCUCAGCGUAUAGAAAAUGACAGGAAUGAUGAACCAGGUGAAAAUCUUGGAGAAAUUAUUAAAAAAACAAUUGUUGAAACAGUUUCUGCAUGAUGGUAAAUUACAUUAGUUUUUCGACUGUGUAUAAGAAAUUUUAAUUGUUUAUUGUUUGCUUAAAACUCUUUGAUAGUUAUUUAAGGAGCAUACAACUUCAAAAUUAUUAUUAAUGAUUUUUUUUUUAAUAUCUUUAUUCUAAGUAGAAAAAAAAGAAAAAAGUUCAGAAACUAUUUUAACUUUUGUAUUAAAAAUCUAUAAGAAAGUAGAUAUGGAACUAAAUAAAUUAGUUAAAGUAAGUACACUAUAAUU